GGGGCGUCUGUGGGGCCGGGUGAGCGCUCGAUCGCUGUGCCAUGGUUGUGCCUGGGCUUGGGACCUUAACGGGCUGAGGCGCCCGAGCGGGGCUGGCGGGGAAGAUCUCGGGCCCCGCGCGGGUCUCGGGCAUGUGGUUUUGGCCAAAUUGGGCGAGGGCACACUAUAAGCACUUACCCCUUCUCGCCGAGGAAGAGCGGGAGAAAGGGUAUGGCUCAGGCGCAAGGCUGGGGGAGAAAGUACUUCAAGGCCUUCUGCAAAGGCUUCUUUGUGGCCGUGCCCGUGGCAGUGACUUUCCUGGAUCGGGUCGCCUGCGUGGCAAGAGUGGAAGGAGCCUCCAUGCAGCCUUCGCUGAAUCCUGGAGGAAGCCAGUCAUCUGAUGUGGUACUUUUAAACCAUUGGAAAGUGAGGAAUUUCGAAGUACAACGUGGAGACAUUGUAUCAUUGGUGUCACCUAAAAACCCAGAACAGAAGAUUAUUAAGAGGGUGAUUGCUCUUGAGGGAGACAUUGUAAAAACCAUGGGGCAUAAAAACCGGUAUGUCAAAGUCCCUCGCGGUCAUAUCUGGGUAGAAGGUGAUCAUCACGGACAUAGUUUUGACAGCAAUACUUUUGGUCCGGUUUCCCUAGGACUUCUGCAUGCCCAUGCUACGCAUAUCCUGUGGCCUCCAGAGCGCUGGCGGAAACUAGAAUCUGUGCUUCCUCCAGAGCGCUUGCCAGUUCAGAGUGAAAAGACUGAAUGAAUCUCCCUGACCUGCUAGCAUUGAAAUGCCAUCACCAAUUUGAGGAAGAGGAAUGGAGCAAAACCUUCUAAAGGUCAAGACUUCCAACGAGAUGAUGCAAGAAAUAUUUCUGUCAUAUUAGAAUAAACUGUAUUAUCGAAGAAGGAGUUUAAAAAUAAAGGGCCCAUGACUUUGUGUUAAAAUUUAAUAGCCUAUUGUCUAAUGCAAAAAAAAAAAAAUUGAAGGCCUUUGGAAACAAAAAUGUUAUUCCCCUAAAACUUGAAAUCAGCAAAUUUGAGAUAAUUUGUUGUACAGUUUGAUUGUUUUGACUUGGAUGCUUGCUGCUGAAAUAAUUUCAAAAUUAAUAUCUGA
Molecule: messenger RNA, 1092 nt
Organism: Sorex araneus (European shrew)
Lineage: Eukaryota; Metazoa; Chordata; Mammalia; Eulipotyphla; Soricidae
Gene: IMMP2L
Product: inner mitochondrial membrane peptidase subunit 2
Exons: 7
Coding region: 211-741 (176 amino acids)
Biological process (GO): mitochondrial respiratory chain complex assembly
Cellular component (GO): membrane; mitochondrial inner membrane peptidase complex
Molecular function (GO): serine-type endopeptidase activity
Source: RefSeq, a predicted model, not a curated record